GCAAGACGUGCAUUUCGCUAAGCGAGAUUUUUCUGAAAAUUAGUGUAUCACAAGACCCAAGAAAGUUGCAGAAAUGGACGACUAUACUUCUAAGAGGAAGAGAGAGGAUGGACAGUAUCGACAACCAGAACCUGUCCCUAGUAGCUAUCAGAGGCUGGGCAUGGGUUUCAGAACCACGCCCUACUCCUCCGGGAGAUUCAUGGAGGCUGAGCCCGCUAUAAAGCGGCUUCACCCAUUCACUGAUCAGACAGUGUUACAGAAAACUGGGUUCAUUCGUACUUUGGACAGAGGGGCAACAUGCGAGACAAGUAAUCUGUUGAGUGAUAAACAGAUUCAAAAGUUCAUAACAUCUACCGUGCUUCCUCACCACCGCAAGCUGAUCAACUCCAAUGGCACGAAGUGGUCUCAGCCAGAGAAGAGACCUACCCAACAGAGACCGACAACAACAGUUGCAGAGUGGAACUAUGCACCAAUGUCUCCUGCCUUUGGAGUGGGAUAUCAAGCAACAAAACAAGUCUUUUCUGUGCCAACAAAUGUUUCCCAAGGAACACAGAGAGGGGCCAUCAAAGAAACACAAAGACAUCCUCCCAGUUUUUCCAUGGGAGUUAAUGUUCCCAAGGAGACACAGAAAGAAAUAAUUCUCAUCGAAGAGGGAACAGAAGAUAAGGUCCCCCAUGAAAUCAGUGUCCCACAGAAAGCACAAGAAGAUGUCAUCUUCAUCAUGGAGGAAACUCAAAACGAUGUCAUCUAUAUUCCAAAUGGAAACAGUGUCAUGCAAAGUACACACGAACUCAGCUAUGGACCAAAAGAAGGGAGUGUUUCUGUUUCUCAUGGAUCACAAAAAUUCAACUAUAUUCCCCGGGGAAACAAUAACUCGCUGGAUGAGAUCAUUUUGAGCCCUCGGGGGACCAGUGCUCCUCAGAUUACACAGGGACGACCUAUAUACCUACAGAGUCCUCCCACGGAUGUCCUUAGUGGUGGUCUGGACUGUAAAAGAUCCCAGACAUUGGAGACUCCUGUACAACGUGUACCAACCAAUGACGUAUCAGCUCAAUAUCAGCAGGAUGCUUUGUUCCAUCAUCUCCAACCGUGGACCAUGAUUCCACAAACCUUCCCUACAGAGACUGAGCAAAACCUGAAACGGAUCCCUGUACAGGAGCAAUUUACUGACACACAGACAGACUCCGAGUCGUUACUGGUCAAUGGAAGCAGGGCUAGAGAUGCUGAGAUGUUUGAACACGCUUCACAGUUUGUUGAAGUUGCUCAAGAUACUGUUAAUCAAAGACCGGAGGUUGAAAACCUUUACAACCAAAAGAUUACCCGAGAGCAGAUAGAGGCUGACCUGCGUCAGAUUAUGGGAGAACUUCUUGCAGAGACUCCUUCUACUACACAGCAAGUUGACGAGGAGAAACAAACUACAGAAGCUGUUGGUAACGAUACAGAGAUACAAAUCCAGGAUAGUCCUGAUAAAUGUAGAAAAAGAAAAAGGAAAAUGUGUAGUCGCGUCUCAUCCAUGAAACGUCAGAAGGUCGAUAGAGAGACCGCAGACGUCACUUCCGUUCUUACACAAGACCCAAAGGCUGAAAAAAAGGUUUGGUCAGAAAACAGCCAAGAUCAUGAUGACUUCGUGGAUGACGCCCUCAAAAUCCUGCGAGGAGAGUCCUCCGACAUGUUUCCCGAGAGUAUCAUUGACCAACUCUUCAAGGACACCUUUGAGUCCGAUAUCUUCCUGACUUCCGGUGACGAUUUUGCCAUGGAUCCGCUGUUCUUCCUCUCUCCAGAGUUUGACCACGGAGUCAACAGCCUCUGGAAGGAUUGAAGCUUCAUGAACUGAUCACCCGCAGUCUUUCAGAACGUUUUUAUAACUUAUUUUGAACAGAUUUUAAUUUAUUUAGUGAUAAAUUCAUACAAUUUCCACAGCUUAUAUAUGCCUUUCCCCAUGUUUAUUAUAGAUUUACUCGUAUAUCAAAGAGUUUGAACAAUAAUCACUUUGCGAAGUGUUUUUUAAUUUAUACUACAACCGUCUGUUUUUAUACUUCGAGAAUAUUGAGAAAUGAUGUGAAAUUAUUUUGA
Molecule: messenger RNA, 2073 nt
Organism: Magallana angulata
Lineage: Eukaryota; Metazoa; Mollusca; Bivalvia; Ostreida; Ostreidae
Exons: 9
Coding region: 74-1819 (581 amino acids)
Source: RefSeq, a predicted model, not a curated record